AUGGCUGCAGAAGGCCCACCACCGCGUCUUUGCGUUCUCACAAAGGAUCGACAAAGUCAGGAGUACGGCUACAAUUUGCACGCCGAGAAGGGAAAAGGACAGUUUGUUGGAACGGUCGACGCGGGCAGUCUCGCCGAGAAGAGCGGACUGAGAACGGGUGAUCGAAUUGUGGCCGUGAAUGGAGCCAGUAUUUUGGAAGAGAAUCAUAAAAAGGUCGUUGAACGAAUCAAAUCCGAUCCACUUAAAUGUGCUUUAUUGGUGAUCGAUCCGAAAUCGGCUGAAUGGUACACGGACAGGGGUUAUCCAUUGCCCACCAAUCCACCGAGAUCGGACUCGAUCUCUCGUUCUCCUCCACCAGCCGCCACCUGGUACGCCCCGCAAUCAAAGGCAACCACUCAAUCGGACGGAAUGAAGCCGAGACCGCGUCUCUGUGAAUUGAAAAAAAUCGGCCCGAAUGACGAGUUUGGCUUCAACUUGCACGCUGAGAAGGGAAAAGGGCAUUUCAUCGGGACGGUCGACGUGGGAGGGAUUGGAGAUCGGGCCGGUCUCCACAUGGGACAGCGAAUCGUUGGAGUCAAUGGAGAGCUCGUCUACCCAAACACUCCGCAUAAGGAUGUGGUCGCAUUGAUCAAGCGCUCACCAAUGCACACUCAAUUGUUGGUGGCUGGAGAGGAUGUUGAUAAAUGGUACUCGGAGCACAAAGAGGAAUACUCAUUCUCGUUUGUUGAGGAAAGAGAAGAAAGAAGUCAUCCACCAUCACAAAGUCACCAUGAAACACUGACUCCACAUGUGGAAGAAGAUGCUGAGGUGGUGACAAGGAGAAUGACUCAAGAGGUCAUUGCUUCAGUCUAUGAGAUCACUCCUGAGAUCACUGGAGACAAUCAUGAAGAAGAAGAGGAUGAAGAGAAACACUCCGAGAUUUCCCACGAGAAACCCGAACCAUUGAGUGAUGAUCUUUUGGAUCACGUCUUCGCGAGUGUGCCGAUCACGACGACGGCUGUAAUGGCGAGUAAACCCGAUGAGGAACAACAAUUUGCAUUGAACCAAGCACAUCACGAUAUCUACAGCCCACAACCUGCUGGAAGUCCGGAAAGUCGACACUCGUCUGGAUAUGGACAUUCUGACUCUUCACUUAACCAGAAUGGACACUAUCAACCAUACGGAGGACAAAAUGUAGUCGGAAAUGGAGCAGCUCCCGCUAAUGAUAUCUAUCGUUUAUCGGCUAAGGAGGCUCGCGAGCGAUUGCGAAACAACAAACGAAACAAUCAACGCGGCGCCAUCGAUAUGUCAAUCGAGGAGAAACAUCGUCUCAUCAUGAAUAUG
Messenger RNA from Mesorhabditis belari, 1323 nucleotides. Lineage: Eukaryota; Metazoa; Nematoda; Chromadorea; Rhabditida; Rhabditidae. The record is from the annotation of a GenBank genome assembly.